GUUGUAUCGGAGUCAAAAUUUUAUUAACAUUUAAAACCAUUUUUCCACAUUCCGGUUAAUAUCGCCCUGGACGUCGAAUGCAUCGUUUGUAGAAAAACGUUGCAGAAAAUAAAUCACGAUCCGCGAGAGAGAAUAGACAUGGGGAAAAUAACAAAUAAACGAUCGAGAACUCCGAAUUGGUCGCCCGACGAAAAACAUUACCUGCUAGAACUGAUCAAGACGCACAAAGACGUGAUCACCAAACCUAACAACGGACCCAACCAACACGAAGAAAAGGAUGCUGCGUGGAACGAUAUCCUACGGAAGUUAACUGAAAAAUUUGGUAAUAAGUUCGCCGAUUUCUCACUUAAGAAGCUGAAAACGCAGUGGCAGAAUAUGAAACGUAUCGCUCGGGAGGAGAUUACUAAUUAUGGGGACCAGCUCCAGAAAUACACGAAAGUCUCGCUGGAUGUGUGCGAUGUUUUGCAGUUAGACAAAAAUGGCGCUAUCAAAACUGAAAAUGUUAACGCAACGAUAGCCACAGACAUAGAAAUUAAAACUGAAUGUAUUGAUGAAGAGAUGAAUGAUGCAAGUAUCUACGAAAAUACUACAAUAGAUAAUUUGGAAAAUACGAAUACAUAUGGAUCUACUGCAACCACACUCGUAGUAGAAUCUGAUACUAGUUGUGUUUCUGAACGGAACGACAAUGAAACAAGCAAGAGGUCAGUCGACACCAUGACCGAUUUUAACACAGACAAUUUGGAGAAGAUAGCUGCAUUUCGCGAAAAUCUAGAAGAAAUGUUAAGGUGUGCAGAUUCUGAGAAGCAGCUAAAACUGGAAUCUCUACAGGAACAGCGGCAGAUCAUGAAGGCUAUGAGGGAAACUGCUGAGCUGAACAAAAUUAUAGCCGAGCAGAAGUUGAAACAUGUGUUGUGGCUGAAGAAACAUGACAUUACGUGA
Messenger RNA from Aricia agestis (brown argus), 939 nucleotides. RefSeq lists its product as uncharacterized. The transcript has 4 exons. Bases 139 to 939 code for a protein of 266 amino acids. Lineage: Eukaryota; Metazoa; Arthropoda; Insecta; Lepidoptera; Lycaenidae. The record is from RefSeq and is a predicted model, not a curated record.